UACUGUAACCCUCGACUAAUCUCUAUCCUAUUUCCCACGAUGCAUUAUUGCCACUCAGAUACUAUAGACAGGCAAUUUCUACAGUGCUGGUCACCUAUAUCUUUCUCUGAAUAAAGAAUUAAAGAUUCCCCUGAAUGUUUCAAUUCGCUUCAUCACGCUAUAUAGCAUCCAUCCAUCCACCGCGAAUUCGAAACUAAGGAUGCUCGCCGGGAAAUUGCAGUACGCUUCACCUCUUACGCCGCACCCGCCGACGGACUUGGCGGAUGAAGCAAGCUGGGUGUGGACGCAGAUUAAGGCCGAGGCUCGGCGCGACGCCGAGGCGGAGCCUGCUCUGGCUAGUUACUUGUACUCCACCAUACUUUCACACUCGUCUCUGGACCGUUCCGUUUCCUUCCACUUAGGGAACAAGCUAUGCUCCUCCACGCUCCUCUCCACGCUCCUCUACGAUAUCUUCAUCAACGCUUUUUCAAACGACUCGGAACUCCGCGCCGCCACCGUCGCUGAUCUCCUCGCCGCUCGCUACCGGGACCCUGCCUGCGUUUCCUUCUCUCACUGCCUCCUUAAUUACAAAGGCUUUCUAGCUUCCCAGGCACAUCGAGUCUCUCACAAGCUUUGGAACCAAUCUCGUAGGCCCCUCGCUCUUGCACUUCAAUCGAGAAUCUCAGAUGUUUUUGCUGUUGACAUCCACCCAGCCGCAAAGAUUGGAAAAGGCAUCCUUUUUGACCAUGCAACAGGAGUCGUGGUUGGUGAGACAGCUGUUAUUGGAAACAAUGUCUCAAUACUCCACAACGUAACUUUAGGAGGCACCGGUAAGAUUGGUGGUGACCGCCACCCUAAGAUUGGUGAUGGAGUGCUGAUCGGUGCAGGGGCAACAAUACUUGGAAAUGUAUGCAUUGGAGCGGGAGCCAAAAUCGGGGCUGGUUCAGUAGUAUUGAUGGACGUGCCUCCACAGACAACCGCAGCGGGGAAUCCAGCAAGGCUAGUAGGAGGAAAGGAACAGCCAACUAAGCAUGAGGAAGUUCCUGGAGAGUCGAUGGACCAUACCUCUUUUAUUUCUGAAUGGUCUGAUUACAUAAUCUGAUAUCUCCUCCAAGUUCUGUUUCUACAUUUCUUAUGCAUUUCGCCUUAUAUUUAACAUAGCUUGCUUUUAUAGCACUAGUAGAUAAUUUUUAUGCACUAGGUGCGGAUGCUGAUAUUUGAUAUCCCAUUCGAUAACAUUGACAUAGGUCGAAUUCGCUGAGAAUGACGAAGUUAUAACAUGCUGAAAUUAUGGCUGAAUGGACUGGAUUUGCAAACUUAUGAAGAAACAAAGUUACUCUCGUAUAAAUUAUACCAGUAUAAAGAAUGAUGUUACCGCCAGCCAAUUCAGUCAAAUGAAUUUUUCUUUAUUAAUGAAUAAAGAAAACUACCUCCAGUCCUGCUUUUUCCAAUAAGACUAGUAAGACAAACAAUGUUACCGAAGUACCAAACGGACAUUAAGACAUUAAGUGGUCUCUGCAAUUAUUGUACCAUUUUAGUUGAUUGUUGAACUAUUUAGUUUCUGUACUGUAUACUUGUAUAGUAUAUAUAGUGAAAUAAAGGUGAAUGGUUUUGGACCUCUUUAUGAUGUUUUAGUCAAUGGGUUGUAUUCAGUUCGGCACUUCUGCAUGAAACCAUUCAAAGUUUUAUUUAGGCUAUAUUUAUCAAUUGGCAUGUUACUUUAGCUCAAA
Cuscuta europaea is the source of this 1709-nucleotide messenger RNA. The record is from the annotation of a GenBank genome assembly. Lineage: Eukaryota; Viridiplantae; Streptophyta; Magnoliopsida; Solanales; Convolvulaceae.